Messenger RNA from Paramuricea clavata, 471 nucleotides. The record is from the annotation of a GenBank genome assembly. NCBI's taxonomy places the organism in Eukaryota, Metazoa, Cnidaria, Anthozoa, Malacalcyonacea, Plexauridae.
AUGGCGAGCACGUUGGCACAUCCACCAGACGACAGGUUCUUCAAACAAUACCACUCGGGAGUUGAGAGCAUGCGUUGCGCGCAGCGCAUACUCGCAAAUAGUCACCGUGUGUUCUUCCGUAUUCCCAUGGACGAGUCUGGCCUCCCGGCGCACGACCUUGACAAGUAUGAUCGUCUAUUGGUCGAUGUAUACGUUGAGGAAAACGAUGGUGAUGAAUGUAUCUUGCUGGCGGAACGCAUUGCCGAAGAGGGUCAUACGUUUCUCAUCCUGGACGGAGGACUCGACAAAGAUGUGUUCGACGCAAUGGUUCGGGCGAAACAGGCACAUUCUGGUUCUUUCCAGCUUCCAGGUGAAACCAGACAGUUCCCAUUUAGACCAUGGGACACGCGCAAUGAGAGCAGCACAUCUACGCAGGAACAUCCGGUCGACGACGAUCACAUGCGACAGCCUUCCGCAAUUUCAAAAGACUAA